GGGCGUUCACCAUCUUCCCACUUCGUCUCAACUGUGAAUUCCUUAAAUACCCCUCUCCCUCUUCUCCUUCCGCCAUAACAGUAAUCCCUCAUUUUCAGUGUGAGAGAGAGAGAGAGGAGAGGUUAUCGGCAAUGGAGAAUAACCGUCGCUCCUCUUUCUCGAGCUUCAGGUCUUACAUGGCGGCGCUCUCUGACACGCCGCACCGCCUGGCUCGCAGAGCCCUCUCGGUCUCCACUUACUCCGAGGAAUCCGGCCGCGACGUCCGCGCUCGAUCCGGCGGCGACAUGAAGAGGACUCUCCGGUGGUACGACCUCGUCGGGCUCGGAAUCGGCGGCAUGGUCGGCGCCGGCGUCUUCGUCACUACCGGCCGCGCCAGUCACGUCUACGCCGGCCCUGCCGUCGUCCUGUCCUACGCCAUUGCCGGACUCUGCGCGCUCCUCUCCGCCUUCUGCUACACCGAAUUCGCCGUCGAGAUGCCGGUCGCCGGCGGCGCGUUCAGCUACAUCCGCACCACAUUCGGAGAAUUUCUCGCGUUCAUCACCGGAGCAAACCUAAUCAUCGAUUACGUUCUCUCUAACGCCGCCGUGGCCAGGAGUUUCACCGCUUAUCUAUGCACCGCCAUCGGCCUGUCGUCCGACGCGCGGCUGAGAUUCACAGUCUCGGCGCUCCCCAACGGUUUCAACGAGAUUGAUUUCGUUGCGGUGGCGGUGGUUUUAACCCUCACCGUCGUCAUCUGCUACAGCACGAGAGGAAGUUCGAUGUUGAACAUGGCGUUAACGGCGCUGCACAUCACGUUCAUAGUGUUCGUGAUAGUGAUCGGGUUCACAAAGGGUGACCCGAAGAACAUGACCCGACCCGCGGAUCCGAAGCUGCCGGGCGGGUUUUCGCCGUUCGGGGCGUCGGGGGUGGUCAGCGGCGCCGCCAUGGUGUACCUGAGUUACAUCGGUUACGACGCCGUGUCGACGAUGGCCGAGGAGGUGAGGAAUCCGGUGAAGGACAUACCCAUCGGAGUAUCCGGAUCCGUUGUCCUCGUGACCGUACUUUAUUGCCUCAUGGCCGCUUCUAUGUCCAUGCUCCUCCCAUAUGACAAGAUUGAUCCAGACGCGCCAUUCAACGCGGCGUUCAGCGGCGGCGCGGUUGGAUGGAGGUGGGUGUCCAAUGUUAUCGGAGCGGGGGCGAGCUUCGGGAUACUAACGUCACUGCUAGUGGCGAUGCUGGGUCAGGCCCGGUACAUGUGCGUCAUCGGACGGUCUGGGGUGGUCCCGAGGUGGUUUGCCAAAGUCCACCCCAGCACGUCCACGCCAGUCAACACCACACUCUUCCUUGGCAUAUUCACGGCAGCAAUCGCGCUCUUCACCGACUUGCAAAUCCUCCUGAACCUCGUGUCGAUCGGCACGCUCUUCGUCUUCUACAUGGUCGCGAAUGCCGUGAUCUACAGGCGGUACGUGUCGGCGGCGGGUGCGGGGACCACGAGCCCCCGCCCCACGCUGGCGUACCUGCUGUGCUUCACCCUCACCGCGGUCCUCUUCACCCUGUUGUGGCACUACACCCCUCCGGGGAGGGCGAAGUCCUUCCUCCUAGGGGCGUGCGUCCUCUUCGCCAUCGUCAUCCUCCAGCUCUUCCAGCACAUGGUCCCACAGGCGACCAGACCGGAGUUUUGGGGCGUCCCUCUGAUGCCGUGGAUCCCCUCCGCCUCCAUCUUCCUCAACAUAUUCCUCCUGGGGGCCCUCGAUAGCCCCUCGUACGUUCGGUUCGGAUUCUUUUCGGGCCUCGCCGUGCUUGUGUACGUGAUGUAUAGUGUGCAUGCUAGCUUUGAUGCUGAGGAACAAAAGGGUGUUGGGCAAGAGAAUAAUAGUGUUGAGAUGAAGGAAUAUAAUGAAGCCCAUGGGAAUGUCUCCAAGGUGUAAAUAUGCCUAGUCUAGCUAGUAGUAGUAUUUAAUUGAUGAGAACUAAAAAAAGAAAAAGGGUAGAAAAGGAAUCUCAAAUGGGAUAAGGUUGCACUUGCCAAGUUGUAUAGUCUGGUUCCCAAUCCUAGUAGCAAUUGGACUCUAAGUUCAAGAUCCCCCAUGUAUAUGGAAAUUCUAAUUAAUUUGGAAUCAAAUAUAAUAUAAUGGUUUAUUUUGG
This is a messenger RNA of Cuscuta campestris, 2124 nucleotides long. The record is from the annotation of a GenBank genome assembly. NCBI's taxonomy places the organism in Eukaryota, Viridiplantae, Streptophyta, Magnoliopsida, Solanales, Convolvulaceae.